UGCGGGAGGGGGUACGCACACGGCGGCCCGGCAGGCCGGUACCAUUCGACUGCUCUCGCCAGCGGGCCCGCGGUGGGCCGGGCGGAACCAGAGGGAGGGAGGGAGGAAGGGAGGAAGGAAGGAAGGAAGGGGAAAAGUCCGCCCCGAGCCUGGGUGCGGGCGGUGUCACGCCGGGUACAUGGCGCAGCGCUGAGGGACGCGCGGCCGCCACCAGCAGAGGACGAGGAGGAGGAGGAGGCACCGCCAGCCCUGCCCUGCCCCGGGACUUGAAAUGGCAGGAGAAGAUUCCUAUAUUAUGGGGGUGUCUGAUCCCCAGAUGUUUGCUAUGGAUCAGUUAAUGGGGAUGAAUGCAUUAUUUAAUAACACAAAUUACAUCACUUCAGACUUGCCACUACGAACAGCAGAUGGACCCUAUCUUCAAAUCAUAGAACAGCCAAAACAGAGGGGGUUUCGUUUCCGAUACGUGUGUGAAGGGCCCUCACAUGGUGGACUUCCAGGUGCUUCUAGUGAGAAGAACAAAAAAUCAUACCCUCAGGUCAAGAUCUGCAAUUAUGUUGGACCUGCAAAAGUCAUUGUCCAGUUAGUUACUAAUGGAAAAUACGUCCACUUACACGCUCACAGCUUGGUGGGGAAAUUUUGUGAAGAUGGAGUCUGCACAGUUAAUGCAGGACCUAAAGAUAUGGUUGUAGGGUUUGCAAAUCUUGGGAUACUUCAUGUCACCAAGAAGAAAGUGUUUGAAACCCUGGAAUCACGCAUGAUUGAUGCUUGCAAAAAAGGAUACAACCCAGGACUCCUGGUGCAUCCUGAACUGGCCUAUCUGCAGGCAGAUGGAUGUGGAGACAGACAGCUAACUGAACGAGAGAGGGAGAUAAUUCACCAGGCAGCAGUCCAGCAGACUAAAGAGAUGGAUCUCAGUGUGGUGAGGCUCAUGUUCACAGCCUUCCUUCCUGACAGUAAUGGCAGUUUCACACGAAAACUUGAUCCUGUUAUAUCAGAUGCAAUAUAUGACAGCAAAGCUCCCAAUGCCUCCAACUUAAAAAUCGUCAGAAUGGACAGAACAGCAGGGUGUGUAACAGGAGGGGAGGAGAUUUACCUUCUCUGUGACAAGGUUCAGAAAGAUGAUAUUCAAAUACGUUUCUAUGAAGAGGAUGAGAAUGGAGGUAUGUGGGAAGGUUUUGGAGACUUUUCUCCUACAGAUGUGCAUAGACAGUUUGCUAUUGUGUUCAAAACACCCAAGUACAGAGAUGUUAACAUCACAAAGCCAGCAUCUGUAUUUGUACAGCUGCGUCGGAAAUCUGACCUAGAGACAAGUGAACCCAAGCCUUUCCUCUACUACCCAGAAAUCAAAGAUAAAGAAGAAGUGCAAAGGAAGAGGCAGAAGCUCAUGCCAAACUUCUCUGAUGGCUAUGGAGGAGGCAGUGGUGCAGGAGGUGGUGGCAUGUAUGGAGGGGGAGGUGGCAGUGCUGGCUCUGGAUUCAGUUAUCCUUCAUAUGGAUACUCUGCUUUUGGAGGAAUGCAUUUCCACCCUGGCACAACAAAAUCCAAUGCUGGAAUGAAACAUGGGCUAUCAAAUAGCACAGCUGAAGGAGGUGGGAAGAGCUCUGAUGAACAAAGUGACAAAUGGGAUGCGAAACAUGAUGUGAAAGUGGAAACUAUGGAGAAGAAUGAGUGCAGAACUGCUGGGGAUGGGGAUGAGGAGGAUGCUGCUUGUAAAACUGAAGUUAAUGAAGCAGAUUGCAGGUGGCAGGAUGGGCUGUUCCUGCAGAAGGCCAUGCAGCUUGCCAGGCGCCACUGCAAUGCUCUCUUUGAUUAUGCUGCAACUGGAGAUGUGAAGAUGCUGCUGGCGGUUCAGCGCCACCUCACUGCUGUCCAGGAUGAUAAUGGGGACAAUGUUCUUCAUUUAGCAAUUAUCCACCUUCACACUGAGCUGGUGAAAAACCUCUUGGAAGUGAUGCCUGAUUUGAAUUAUAAUGACAUCAUUAACAUGAGGAAUGACCUUUAUCAGACACCCUUACACCUGGCAGUGAUCACAAAGCAGGCAGAGGUGGUAGAAGAGCUGCUGAAGGCUGGAGCAGAUGUCAGCCUGCUGGAUCGCCAUGGUAAUUCUGUCCUACAUUUAGCUGCUGCUGAAGGAGAUGACAGGAUACUGAGUCUGCUCCUCAGGCAUAAGAAGAUCUCUCCAAUGGUCAAUCUUUUCAAUGGGGAAGGUCUCAGUGCAAUUCACAUGGUGGUGCUGGCAAACAGCAUGUCCUGCCUGAAACAGCUGAUUGCUGCUGGAGUCAGUGUCAAUGCUCAGGAACAAAAAUCUGGACGAACUGCACUGCAUUUAGCUGUGGAGCAGGAGAACAUCCCUUUGGCAGGCUGCCUUUUGCUGGAGGGUGAUGCAGAUGUGGACAGCACUACAUAUGAUGGGACAACCCCACUUCACAUAGCAGCUGGAAGGGGCUCUACAAAACUGGCAGCAGUUCUCAAAGCAGCAGGUGCCAAUCCUCAUGUUGAGAACUUCGAGCCCUUGUUUGAUCUAGAUGAUGUGAGAGGUGAUGAAGAUGAUGAUGAAGGAAUUGUGCCUGGAACAACCCCACUGGAUAUGGCAGCCAACUGUGAGGUGUAUGACAUAUUAAAUGGCAAACCCUAUGAGUCAGCAGUGAUUGCAGAGGACUUUCUGACACAAGGACGUUUGAGAGACCUCAAUGAAACUUCCAAGAUGGAGCUUUACAGACUGUUGGAAGCACCCAAUCCUGACAAAAACUGGUCCACUCUAGCACAAAAACUGGGUCUUGGCAUCCUGAACAAUGCUUUCAGGUUGAGCCCUUCUCCAUCAAAAACUCUGCUGGAUAACUAUGAGGUUUCUGGUGGUACAAUUCAAGAGCUGAUUGCUGCUCUGAGACAAAUGGAUUACACAGAAGCCAUUGAAGUCAUUGAGAGAGCACUGUCCAGCUCAGAAAGCCCAUCUCACCAGGAGGACAAUGCAGCAGAAGCUCUCCCAUCCUCACUCCCACCCACCUGUGCAAAUGGAGGGACAGGUGAGCUUUACAACAGCAAAUUUCAGGACAAUGAAAGCAUCUGUGACAGUGGUGUGGAGACCUCCUUCCAAAAACUCAGCUUCUCUUACUCAGACUCUCUGAGCAGCAAAUCCCCAGCACCACUUGGCACAGUCACCCUGGGCUAUGGACAUGGAAGCUCAGUGCAUACCAAUUACAUAGCCAAUUAGUUAAUAGCCAAUUAGCAAUAUGCAGAACAAAUGCAACAUUAACAAUGACACUCGUGUCAUCCUGACCAGAGGGAAGUGAAGUCACAGCCAAAAGUGUGCUGAAGGAACCACCCAGAGGAACCAGAACCACCAGGGACUCUUGGCCAUGGCUUCCUUCCUCAGGGACAUUUAAUUUGAUUAAUUACAACCCAUACACAAUAUCCAGGGCUCUUUGAUACACAGGACUGGACACUGUGAAUGACUGACAAGAGAUUUUGUGGCUUGGGAGGAUUUUCUUCUACAGACAAAAGUCAUUCUUUGCUAAUGUGUAAUACCACCAACUCACUUAAUAAACAGAGGUAAGGGACACAGGCAAACAAAGAAUACAGUUUCUGGCUGCUGUCUUCAUAAGUUUUGCAGCACAGCUGAAUUUAAAAAAGCUCAUAAAAUAGCUUGCAAAGAAAAUCAUUACUUUAAUCACAACAGUGACAACUCAGAAAAGAAACCUAAAAAAAUAAUCUUGUAUAUUUCAAAUAAUGUAUUUAA
Molecule: messenger RNA, 3736 nt
Organism: Calypte anna (Anna's hummingbird)
Lineage: Eukaryota; Metazoa; Chordata; Aves; Apodiformes; Trochilidae
Gene: NFKB1
Product: nuclear factor kappa B subunit 1
Exons: 24
Coding region: 272-3211 (979 amino acids)
Biological process (GO): response to cytokine; innate immune response; regulation of transcription by RNA polymerase II
Cellular component (GO): cytoplasm
Molecular function (GO): protein binding; RNA polymerase II cis-regulatory region sequence-specific DNA binding; DNA-binding transcription factor activity, RNA polymerase II-specific
Source: RefSeq, a predicted model, not a curated record